CUUCUCAUUCGCGAAUCAAGGCCUCUAGACCUGCAUGGAUGGUAAAUAAAUGCAAACAACGCACCGUCGUUUUCGAGCCGGAAUUUUGCAAACUGAGAGUCCCACGGAUGCCUAGCAACCCUUUGAAGCGGCCACGUGACACCUGCAGCAAGGUUGAUGCAUGAACAAGGUCGGCGCGGCGGGGGCACAGAUGCGAGCAACUAGAGACAUUUGGCCGGCGCUUCUUCAUUCGCUCUGCCCGACGGCGGUUCCCAUGUGAGAUUCUGCACUCGGCGGAAAGAAAAGCAAGCAGGCACGACGCAAUGGGCCAGUCCGAGAGCAGCCUUGGCACUCAAGGUUCGAGUUCCGGUGGGUGCGUGACAACCAACAACCUGCCGCCACUCAGCUUUCACUCUGUCCACGGCGACAACGUGCAGGUCUCACUGAACGGCGCGGUCGCCCGCCGCGUCGAGAGUUUCUGCAAGGGGAUCACGUUCUCGGCGCGCCCAGUCAAAAUCAACGAGAAGGUGUGCGUCAAGUUCGUUGAGGUGUCUGAUAACUGGAGCGGCGUCAUCAGGUUUGGCUUCACGUCAAACGACCCGAGCUCCCUUCGCAACGGGCUGCCCAAGUACGCCUGUCCUGACCUUACCAACAAAGUUGGCUUCUGGGCUAAAGCCCUGGCUGAGCGCUACGCCGUCAAGGACGCGAUCCUCUUUUUCUACGUCACUAGCUCAGGGGACGUGCACUUUGGCGUGGAUGGAGAGGAGAAGGGAAUUUUCUUCACUGGUGUGGAGACUAAGGGACCAGUGUGGGCCCUACUUGACCUCUACGGCAACUGCACGGCUAUCGAGAUGAUUGACUCUCGCCAGCAGCUGAACAACGCUCGUUUGAGUCCCCCGUCAUCAUGCCAGGUGGACACCCCCGUCUCGUGCACGCCCAUCUCCUGCGCAGACAGCAUCCGUCUGUCGCCUUCAGCGUCAGCAUCCAGCGACAUUGACCGCAUCUUGGUCUCCUCCAUGGCCUCCAUGAGACUGCAGCAACAGCAAGCGGCACAACCGAAGCUGCAAAAGUCUCCUCAGGCCCAGUCCUCCACCCUUGCCCCUCUGUCUUUCCACAGAUUCUGCGGUCGCAACAUGCGGCUGAGCUAUAACCAAAGCGUGGCGAGCCGCACGGAGAGCGAGUUCUGCAACGGCUACGUGUUCACCGCACGACCUUUGCGCAUCGGCGAGACAAUUGUGAUUCAAGUUUUGGCCACGGAGGCCAUGUAUGUUGGCGCUUUGGCGUUCGGCGUUACCUCUUGUGACCCGAACAACCUCAAGGCCAACAGCCUGCCCGACGACAGCGACCUGCUGCUCGACCGGCCCGAGUUCUGGGCCCUCAAGAAGGACGUGGCGUCCACCCCCGAGGCCGGCACUGAACUCGCCUUCCAGCUGCUGCCCAACGGACAGCUCACCAUCUCGCACAAUGGCAGCACCCCCUCCACAAUCAUGUUCGUUGACCAGAGCCUCUCCCUCUGGGCCUUCUUCGACGUCUACGGCUCUACUCAGAAAAUCAAACUGCUUGGUUCUUUAGGACACUCUGUAGAUUUGCCCCCUGAGCGGUCGCCGGGCUCUCCUGAGAUGGUGGCCGCCAACCUAGCCAACAUUCGUCACAUCCAAGCGACCGCGUCAGUGCACACGACGGCAAUGUCCCCUGUGUCGCAUGUGUCGCCCAUCUCUUUGGUUGUCAACCUGCCUCCUUGCGGAGUCUUCCAGCAAUACUUGCCUGCCGGCACUGCCUUAGCUCAAGCGCCUGCCAAUGCCUCCGGAACUCUUCUUUCCAAUUACAGUCAGACUUAUAUUGAGCCUGUUCCCGCGAAUGCGUGCUACGCGACCGUGGAUUCAGCGAGCAACCUGCGCACCCCGAGUGCCUCAGGCGCCGGUUGGAACGACUCGAAUAACGUGACGCACAGCGAGUGCAGCAUCUGUUACGAGCGGACAAUCGACUCUGUGCUCUACAUGUGCGGCCACAUGUGCAUGUGCUACGAGUGCGCCAUCCAGCAGUGGCGGGGCAAGGGCGGCGGCCACUGCCCGCUCUGCAGGGCGGUCAUCAGAGACGUCAUCAGGACCUAUACUUCGUGAGAACAGAAAUCACGCCCCUGCCACGCUAGUGCAACGCGAAACGCCCGCUGCCUCUGCCCCUCGGCAUUUAGUCAUGUAUAUUAAUUUCAUUGCGAUUCACCAAAUGCGUUGCGAAACUUUAUUAUAUAUAUAUUACUUCCUUUGUACCUGAUCUCUCAUCGUUUUAAGAAUCUCACGCCUCUUUUGUUUGAUACAUUAUUUUACCUCUGAUUUUGUACCUCUGCAACAGACAGACAACAGGCGGCUAAGAUUGUACCGAUAUAUUAUAACCACAAGAGAUUAUUAAAGUGAACAUUUUCAGCAUUUAA
Messenger RNA from Cloeon dipterum, 2407 nucleotides. RefSeq names its product E3 ubiquitin-protein ligase neur (gene neur). Bases 303 to 2099 code for a protein of 598 amino acids. Gene Ontology annotation, molecular function: ubiquitin protein ligase activity. The transcript has 9 exons. The record is from RefSeq and is a predicted model, not a curated record. NCBI's taxonomy places the organism in Eukaryota, Metazoa, Arthropoda, Insecta, Ephemeroptera, Baetidae.